AUGAUCCUUAGAUGUUGGGCGGCGUCUAUUUUACUUUUGGUAGUGAAAGCUCAUCAGCCGAACCAGUUUCCAGGUCAAAACGCUAAUCAGCCACCUGAAGUAUUAUAUUUUUCUAUUUGAAACAGUAAUUUUGGGCUUCAGAUUCAUCACCAAAACGCUGCGGCGAACCAACAACAGCAACAUCAACAAAAUGUUCCACCCGCACAGCAACAUCAGCAAUUUGGAGGAGAACAUGCUCGCGAUGAACAGUUAGUGAAAUUGAAGAUAUAUGAUUAUUGCAGGGGUGUUUUCAGUUUGUAAUGACUUUUUUUCAGUCACAUAAAGGAACACUUGGACGGAAAAGUCGACCCAACUGCAAAUAUGACGCCCGAGCAGCUACAGUUCCAUUAUUUCAAUAUGCACGACUUAGAUAAAAACGGGAAGUUAGACGGAAUCGAGUUGAUUAAAGCUAUCACGCAUUUCCACUCAGGUAUUUUUUUCAAAAAAAUAUUUUUAAAACGAAAUUUAAUUAGAAAAAUCCUGGCCCACAACAUCAAAACAACAACCAGCCACCUCCACUUCCGAGCGAAGUUGAACUCGAAACGAUGAUUGACAGUAUAUUAAGGUUCUUUACAUUUAUUGAAUCUAUUGAGCUUUUUUUAUCGAAAAGAUUCAAAUCAGCUAUGUAUAUAUUUUUUAUUUUUACAUUUUUACACCUCAAUAAUCAAUUUUCGCUAAUUUUUCUUUAGCGGUAAAAAUGUGUCGAAAGUAGUCGGGCUCUUUAAAAUGGAAACAAAAAGCUGAAGAAAGGUAAAAUCUCAAUCACGAAAGGAGGGUUAAUAGAGUGAAUUUCAUCUUUUCUAGGCGCUAUAAGAGGAGAUCCACUUAUCUCACCUCUUGAGUCAUACCUAGGAAACCCACAAUAUUUCAGAAUUAGAUUUUGCUAAAUCAUAUAUUUUCAUUUGAUUUAUGUCCUAUCAAGAAAUAAGAAGAUGAAUCCAAAAAAACUUUUGAAUUUCUAACGAUGCUUUUGCAGAGACGACGAUUUCAACGCCGACGGUUUCAUCGACUACGGAGAGUUUUUGAAGGCUCAGCGGAUUCGCGAAGGCGAAGCGCGGGCUCAACAACAAAACCAGCCACCACAACAUUGA
Messenger RNA from Caenorhabditis auriculariae, 1130 nucleotides. NCBI's taxonomy places the organism in Eukaryota, Metazoa, Nematoda, Chromadorea, Rhabditida, Rhabditidae. The record is from the annotation of a GenBank genome assembly.